AUGACCAAGUGCAACAAGUGCAGUAUGGAGCACAGGCAGGACUGCUGCCCCAAGAGUGAGCGCAGCUCUGAGUGCGCUCUAGUCACCGCCAAGGCCCUGGAAAAGGAGAAGAAGAAGUACUUUGCCCUCACUGUGACAACCAAUAAAUCCUGGAUCGCCAACUCAGGGGCGUCCAGCAACUUCACCUAUGAGCACUCUGUACUCCACAACUACAUUCCCCUCCCUGGUGAUGAGUAUGUCUAUCUCGGUGACAACACACGAUGCCGCAUUCGGGGGCGCGGACUUCUACACGCCAGCACCGUGGUCAACAGCGAGCUCAUCUUCCUCACCAUUCAUAACAUGUUUUAUGUUCCCAACCUCGCCAAGAACCUUCUCUCCAUCCCCACCCUCGUCAGUGAGGAUAGGGAGGCCAUCAUCGACAGCUCCAGCUGCCUGCUCCACAACCAACAGACCAGCCAACCCAUCUUCCAGGCAACUCCUCACAACAGGCUUCUUUUCAUGGAGCUCGACAUCAAGCACAUUCCCACCGAGGUCCCACAGCAUGUAUUCACCAUCUCUGCUCCUGCGCCCACCCUUCAGCUCCUCCACUGCCGGUUUGGCCACGUUGGCCAGAAGCGCCUUCUUGGCAUUGCCAAGGCGCUGCAUGUGGACAGCAGCUGA
This is a messenger RNA of Acanthamoeba castellanii str. Neff, 660 nucleotides long. RefSeq lists its product as uncharacterized. The transcript has a single exon. Bases 1 to 660 code for a protein of 219 amino acids. The record is from RefSeq and is a predicted model, not a curated record. Lineage: Eukaryota; Discosea; Longamoebia; Acanthamoebidae.